AUGAACGACGACGACUACGAAGCGAACGACAACUUUUGGAGUGACUUCUGGCCGAGCGAUUGCAGCCCCGAGGCCUUACACCUAGCUUUGGCCAUGAAGGAGUCUGGCGCCGACAUUCGCCCAACUCAAAAGGGCUUCGAGGUCAAUCAGAAAGCAGGCCGCCCACAUCCCAUCAUAGGCGACUCCCCGAAAUGCUGUCCCGAUUCUAAGCACUGGACCAUGGACGACGGUGACUGGGUCUGCGUUGGGUGUGGUGCGGUGUACGCGCAGGACUUUUUUCACCAACCCGCGCAACCAUCUCUGGCUCCACUCCUUCCUCCUACUGACCUGGCGGUCAAUGGAAAUCUCGUUCUGCCGCCCAUGUCUUGCUGCCUGAAGCCUGACCCUCGUGAGGAAGGAGAUGAGUGGACGCUGUGCGACCGCUGUGGCCAGGAAUACUUCGAUUACAAAUAUGAUGAAGACUUUCAGAAAGCGAUCCAAGCAGGCUCGGGAUUUGGUACUGGUGGGCCGACGUCUGGUGAGUCAGGGCAAUCGAUGGGUCAGCAAGCGGAGACUUACUGGAGGAACCAAGCCGAUUCGUACAUGCACAAUCUUCGUCAACCAGCAAAUCUGAACCACGCUCCUCUUUCGACGGGAUCAGUUACUGGCUCGAGUGACUUCCAGGCAUCCACCGCCUAUACACGUCGUCGUCUACGCGCACCGCGUUCUGAAGGCGAUAUUCGAGCACUGGGAGACGAAGACGACGAGAAUCUUGCGGCUUCUCUCCGUGUACCUUCCUUCAACCCAAUCCUUCCGCCAGCUCCACCAGUCAAUGAUCCCACUCCAGGACCAUCGAAGCCCAAGGCAAGACGCGCGAUAAAACCACCUACUAUCACCUCCAACGUUCCGGUGCGACCCCGUCUGCCUAGAUAUCGCACGCCCACUCACUGCCUCACUUGCAUGGCAGAAGAGGGUAUCCGCAACAUGAACUGCACACUCUGUCACCAGUGUCACUCCGAACGUCAUACCACCGGUAGGUGCAAGAUGUUGAAGCCCAAGUUCCACAAGUUCAUGGAGCUUUCUGUGGAGCUACGUCAGCGCAUCUAUGCGCUCGCGCUCGAUACAGACCGACCCAUCAGGCCUCAUCUGUGCGACUAUACCGACGAUCAGAUCGUCCAAUUCCACGACGAUAAUGCAGAGCAUCACUUCGCGACUAGCGAUCUCCUCGGCAUCACCCGCGUCAGCAAGCAGGUCCGCGAGGAGUCACUUCCCAUGUUCUAUUCCGCGAACACCUUCUCCAUCGGUUAUGAUACGUCGACUUAUUUCGACCGCCUUGCGUACCUGGGCCGUUUCCACCUGGUUCGCCACGUCCGGUUCCAGAUCGAUAACCGCAAGGAGUCCAUGUCGCCCAGCAUUCUGCGGCGUUUGAACCAGUACAUCAAAGAAGCAGAUGUUUACGAGAAGCAGCUGACCGGUCCCGUUGGCCAGCAUAUCUCAUCGCUGAAGAAGCAUCCCCAGUACCUCUACGGCGGCUGCCCCGAACUCAACACCCUCAUCACACUCAUGAAACUCACCUCGCGCCUCGACAACCAGACCAAGAACCAGUACGAAGGUAAAGGCAAAGGCAAAGCCACCGAUAUCACCACCAGCAGCCCACCCUUCCACUCCAAGCUCGUCGUCCCCGUCUCCUCCGUACCCAACUUCAUCGCCUACACCGCCUACAAAUGGUUCCCAACCGUCAUGUACGGCCUCGGCAUCCAACUGCACUACGUCGACAACAUUCCUUUUGCCUUUGUCGAUGGCGGCACUGUCGGCAUUACGUGGGAACAGCGGCUGCAGAAGAAGGACUUUGGCGAUAUCCCUGAUUACGUUGAUCCGGUGGAUAGUAGCGGGCAGACGGCGGCGUAUAAGAUGGCGCUUAAGCUGGAUCCUGGGUUAGAGGGGAGGCAGAGGCCCAAGGCGUGGGCGUAUUUGAGGGAAACUUGCUGGAAAAAGAGCUCUUGGAUCGACGACAAUGGCAUACCCUGGGGCCACGACAGCGAAACAUGGAUAUGCGACAGACGCCAAACCACCUUACCACUAUUGAGCAGAAGCGCUUUGCAAUGUGUAAUAUGCAGCAUGCUCAUACGGGAUCUGGAAACACGGCCGGUUUACGAACGAGUCGCACAGGAACAGGAUAUGGAAGUCAUCCCAGCAUGGCUUCAUCUAUCCGAAUCUGAGACUUACGGCUCUAAACUUGAUCUUUAUCUAGACAAGGACAUGCCUGAAGCUACUGCUGUGGAGUUUCGAAAUAGAUUUGUAAAAUUAGAAGACUCGCUUGACCCAACGCCAGUGAAGCAAUUUAGGGCUUGGUUUGAUAAAUGCAACGCCCGGCAUGAGAGAUGUUCUGCGAUCCAGCAAGAUUCGUUGUUGCCUACAAGAGUGCUGGAUCUCGAUGACAUGCCCAGUUCCGACGCUCUAGCCGAAAACAUGAAGCAGUGGCCAGAACUGUUUUCUCAAUCCAAAUCAUCGGCUUUCAAGAUCUUCCUAAGACGCUUCAAGAUGCUGCUAUGGUGGUUCGGUCUCUCGGCCUACGUACAAGAUGACACAGCAGACUGGGAAAAAGAAUCGGCUGUCAUGGCCGACAUCUACUCAGGAUCAUACAUCAACAUUGCUGCAUCCAACGCUUCACAUUGCGGAGCAGGCUUCCUAGGACCACGGAAGAUGCCAAUGACUGAACGUAUUGAAAUCCACGAUAGCGAAGGUGAUCUAGAAGUAUAUCUCGUCGCUCAACAGACCCGCAACUACGCACUACCAAGCGACCCCCUCGAAACACGAGCCUGGGUCCUCCAAGAACAACUCCUACCAUCCCGCUCCCUCCAUUUUGGCAGCGCCAACAUGUUCUGGCGCUGUCCCGACGGCAUCUCGCACGAAGAGCAAAGGCGAGGCUGGACGCACCUCUACACCCUCGACGCCGUAGUCUACAGCAUCAACCUUCCCAUCGGUGCCGCCAUUGGCCAAGACGCAUGGUUCCAACUCGUCCGCGACUACACCGCCCGCGGGAUAACAUACCCCAAAGACAAAUUCCCGGCCAUCUCAGGCGUCAUGACGGUCUUACAGCGUAUGACUGGCGAUGUCUGCGCCGCGGGACUGUGGAAGCGGAAUUUCGCCAAGUGGCUCCUGUGGGUACCUAGACAUGAUGUCGCGCCCUUCAAAAGACCGGAGGUGUGGACGGCACCGUCUUGGUCGUUCAUGUCUGGGGAAGGGCCUGUGGAUUACGGAUUAGGUGAUCUUACUAUAGGUAUGAAUACCUCGCUGCGAGGCUUCUGUGCCUUUCUUGAAGAAUGCAGAGUCGUGCCUAAAGGACUGAAUCCGCUUGGUGAGUUGAAAGAUGGGUGGGCAAAGAUCAGUGGGCCAGUGACGGAUGCCAUUGCUAUUAGCGAAGAUGUAGCGACAGGGAAGAGUCCGUAUCGGUCGUGUAGGGUGCAGAUGCGCGAUCAAAGCUACCAAGAUGCACGCGUUCUUUUUGAUGUUGAGGCGUAUGAGGCUUGUGAGGUUCUGAUCGUUGCGCCGGCUUUGGGUGUGGCAAUCCUUAGUACGGAUAAAGAGCGGGGCGACAUCUACCUCUAUCCUCUCGUGGUAUUCUCGGAUGUUGACUAUCUUCAAGUACCCAUAAUCGCCGGAGCAGCAGGCACAGCAGCCCUAGCAGCCUACCUCAACGCGAAAUAUCAUAUUGCCCAUGACCUUAGGCUUAAACGCGGUGCUCUCUCGCCGACACAAGAUGUCCUCGACUUCAUCACCGACCGUGCAACUCGCAAACGUGCUCUCACGUACCACGCUUUCGAAGACCAGGUCCGCAACCAGCCAAACCAUACAUUCCUCAUCUUCGAAGGCAAAACCUGGUCAUACAAGGAGUUCUUUGAUGCAUUCACCAGGGUGGGGAAUUGGUUGAUAGAGGACCUGGGCAUACAAGCUGAUGAGGUGGUUGCUGUGGAUGGCGGGAACAGCCCGGAGUAUCUGAUGCUCUGGUUUGCUCUCGAUGGGAUUGGAGCUGUUCCGAGCUUCGUCAACUGGAACCUCACUGGGACAGGAUUGCUAUGCAACUGCAGAUUCCUCAUCGCAGACGCCGAUGUCAAGAGCAAUGUCGAGCCAUGCCGUACGGAUCUCAAGGAGACCGGCAUCAAGAUCCAGUACUACGAUCCCUCGUUCUUCGCGUCGCUACCGAACCCGACUAUUAUACCAGACUCGCGUCGCGAACACAUUACUAUAGAGUCCCUCCGCUCGCUACUGUAUACUUCCGGAACGACCGGGCUGCCCAAAGGUGUGACUUUGAGCACUGGUCGCGAGCUCUUGACUGGCUACAGCGCCGCCAAAUACCUCGAACUGAAACCGGCAUCCAGAAUGUACACAUGUAUGCCACUUUAUCACGGGGCUGCGCAUGGCCUUUGCGUUACACCGAUGGUUCAUGCUGGCGGUACAGUCGUAUUGAGCCGGAGGUUUUCGCACAAGACCUUCUGGCCUGAAGUCGCAGCUUCAGAUGCGGAUAUCAUUCAGUAUGUCGGCGAGCUCUGCAGGUAUCUACUCAACGGCCCGACGAAUGCAUUCGAGCGGAAACACAAAGUAAAGAUGGCAUGGGGCAACGGCAUGCGCCCUGACGUGUGGGAACCCUUUCGUGAGCGUUUCAACAUACCCAUCAUCAACGAAUUAUAUGCGGCUACCGAUGGAUUAGGGGCGACAUUCAAUCGCAACGCUGGUCCCUUCACGGCGAAUAGCAUUGGUCUCCGAGGGCUGAUCUGGAAUUGGCGGUUCGGCGACCAGGAAGUGAGGGUGAAGAUGGAUGUUGAUACGGAAGAGAUCAUGAGAGAUGCAAACGGCUUUGCAAUUAGAUGUGGAGUGAACGAGCCGGGCCAAGUGCUGCAUAGAUUAACACCGGAGACGGUGGCUACUUCGCCAGGCUACUACAAGAACGAAGGCGCCACAGAGAGUAGGAGAAUUAGGGAUGUGUUCGAGAAGGGCGAUAUAUGGUUCAAGUCUGGAGACAUGAUGCGACAAGAUGCCGACGGCCGCGUCUUCUUCGUCGACCGUCUAGGUGAUACAUUCCGUUGGAAGUCAGAGAACGUAUCGACAAACGAAGUAGCCGACAUGCUCGGAAAGUUCCCACAGAUCGCUGAAACGAACGCAUACGGCGUCCUUGUGCCUGGCUACGACGGCCGAGCGGGGACUGCAUCUAUCGUUAUGGCAGAUGGAGUCACAGAGUCAACAUUCGACUUCGCAGCUCUGGCAAAGCACGCGAAAGCAGUCUUACCGAGUUAUGCAGUGCCGCUUUUUCUAAGAGUAACGCCUGCAUUAGAGUAUACGGGCACUUUGAAGAUUCAAAAGGGUAGAUUGAAGAAGGAAGGUGUUGAUCCGGAUAAGAUCACUGGAGAUGAUAAGCUGUACUGGCUACCAGAGGGUAGUGAUCGGUAUCUCCCAUUCACGAAGAAGGAUUGGGAGGCUGUAGUAGAGAAGAGGGUACGAUUGUCAUAG
Alternaria ethzedia is the source of this 5484-nucleotide messenger RNA. RefSeq lists its product as uncharacterized. Gene Ontology annotation, molecular function: long-chain fatty acid-CoA ligase activity; long-chain fatty acid transmembrane transporter activity. NCBI's taxonomy places the organism in Eukaryota, Fungi, Ascomycota, Dothideomycetes, Pleosporales, Pleosporaceae. The transcript has 10 exons. The coding region runs from base 1 to 5484 and encodes 1827 amino acids. The record is from RefSeq and is a predicted model, not a curated record.